AUGCCGGUGUGGCUGCGGGAGCACAGCUGGCGGCAGAGCCCCUCCGCCGUGUACCUCUCGCUGCCGCUGCGCGGCCUCCGGGCCACCCCCGCCAACAUCUUCUGCACCGAUCAGUACCUGAAGGUAAGCAUCCCUCCCUUUUUAUUUGAAGCCAUUUUAUAUGCUCCUAUUGAUGACACAAAUAGCACAGCAAAGAUUGGAAAUGGAAUCAUUUUCUUCACUUUGUAUAAAAAAGAAGUGGCCAUGUGGGAUUCCCUGACUAUAGCAAAUGCUAACAAGGAGAAACUGCAGUAUCUAAGAGAGAAUGCUGUUUUAAAAGCCCAAGAAAAGGCAAGAGAGGAAACAGAAGCAAAAAAAGUUACAAGGCAGGAACACAAAAAAUAUGCCUUGGAGGCCACAAUGAAGCUAGAAGAAGCAGAAAGGAAAAGAAUUGAAGAUCUGAAAGAGAAGGAGCGGCAGAAGGUCACUAAGGAGCUGGAGUUAUGGGAAAAGCAGCAAAAAGAUGCUGAGCAACAGAAGAGGGUACAAAAAGAAGAGGAAUCAACUAAAGAAGUAGAGCAAUUAAAUGAGAAGAAAACAGAAAAUAGGAACAAAACUAGGAUUCCUAAUGAAGGAACUUCCAAGACCAGAGUCAAACCAAGUAAAGGUCCUGGUUCCUCUAGUAUCUUUUCAGAAAAUCUGAGAGAAGAACAGUUACCAGCUCCUCGAGCUGCUGCUACAAUUAAAAUCAGCUUCACAUCACGAGUUUUUCCUACAGCUCUGCGAGAAUCUCGGGUUGCAGAAGAGGAGGAGUGGCUACAUAAACAAGCAGAAGCUCGAAGAACAAUAAAUGCUGAUUUGUCUGAGCUGGAAGACUUAAAAGAAGAGGAGAGGAAUCCAGAUUGGUUAAAGGACAAAGGAAACAAAAUGUUUGCAACAGGAAACUAUCUGGCAGCUGUAAACGCAUACAACCUGGCAGUGCAGCUGAACAAUAAGCUUCCCCUGCUGUAUCUGAAUCGUGCUGCUUGCCACCUGAAACUGAGAAAUCUACACAAAGCUAUUGAAGAUUCCUCCAAGGCACUAGAACUGCUGACACCACCAGUUCCUGAUAAUGAGAAUGCUCGAGUAAAAGCAUAUAUAAGACGAGGAACAGCAUUUUGUCAGCUGGAAUUAUAUACUGAAGGUCUCCAGGAUUAUGAAGCAGCUCUCAAGAUCGAUCCUAAAAAUAAGAUUAUAGAAAAGGAUGCUGAAAAGAUUCGACACCUAAUUCAAGGAACAAUCCAAGAUUCUUAA
Molecule: messenger RNA, 1272 nt
Organism: Calypte anna (Anna's hummingbird)
Lineage: Eukaryota; Metazoa; Chordata; Aves; Apodiformes; Trochilidae
Gene: DNAAF4
Product: dynein axonemal assembly factor 4
Exons: 9
Coding region: 1-1272 (423 amino acids)
Biological process (GO): inner dynein arm assembly; outer dynein arm assembly; heart development
Molecular function (GO): nuclear estrogen receptor binding
Source: RefSeq, a predicted model, not a curated record